Aspergillus steynii IBT 23096 is the source of this 1266-nucleotide messenger RNA. Its product is annotated as Zn(II)2Cys6 transcription factor domain-containing protein. Gene Ontology annotation, molecular function: DNA-binding transcription factor activity, RNA polymerase II-specific; zinc ion binding. Bases 1 to 1266 code for a protein of 421 amino acids. The transcript is spliced from 2 exons. Lineage: Eukaryota; Fungi; Ascomycota; Eurotiomycetes; Eurotiales; Aspergillaceae. Gene Ontology annotation, biological process: regulation of DNA-templated transcription. The record is from RefSeq and is a predicted model, not a curated record.
AUGUUUGCGACGCUGCGCGAUUUAGACAGCCAAAGUAUGGUGGCCACCGAGGCUUCGACGGUGCCUCCGCCUUACAAUCGCCCUCCACAUAUCGUCUGUCAAUGGUGCCGUAGUAAAAAGUUGAAGUGCUCGGGAUUCAGUACCAAGGGAUGUGCACGUUGCAGAGCAUCGAACGCCGAAUGCGUUCCAGUGAGCAGGUCAUCGCGCAAUGCUGCCGUCAAGAGGAACCAGAGGAUCAGACCUACCGGCCAAGAUCUUACCAGCCCUCCAGAUAACCUAGUCCGAGAAUCCUCGCACUGCAGUCCGCCGUUUGAUAUCCACUCCCCUUCUUCUGAGAAACACCCGUCGGAUGGAAUCGCAUCUUGCCCACCGAUUGCACAGCUUGAAAGUCUUCCAGACUCAGAUCCAGACUGCUUAGAGCACUUGCCAUAUGAGCUGCAUCAUUCCAUGACACAAGAGUUCCUACCCCCGCUUCCAAUCAACUGGAAUCUUGAUGGCAAUAAAAGCAGUCCAGAGAGUAUAACCCUGGCAUCUAGCAGGGAUGUUAAUGACCAACCCGGGACCCAGAAUCUCGAGGCGUCCUGGAAAUCAUUCACCGACAGUAUAGGAGAAGAGUGUGGGCCGCGCUCGGAUACAAGUCCCUGUCAGUGUAUUCAUCAUGCACUGGAGAUGUUGGACGACUUCUGUGGCCAGGAAUAUACGCCGGGGCCCGCGUGUCUCGGGGACAACGGGUUCAUGUUACAGCGUCUGGCGACCUUGCGUUCCGGGGUCCGAAAACUGGAGUCGCUGACGGCCUGUUUCAGAUGUAGGGGAGCCCAGAGACCAAUGACCCUUUUCGUACUGCUCUCCGAGCGUCUGGUUAAUCAUCUCCUUCUUACCCUGGAAACCCCAAUUCCGGACCCAGUCUCCGCUGGGCUUUUUGCUUCUUCUGUCCUGAUACGACGCGAAAGUAACGGAGUAUGGCCUUGCGUAACCCCUUCUACUGCUUUCGAAAAUAGCACCGACUAUCCUGUUGAUGAUAGGGAUAAUAUCAUGACACUAAGUUGUGGCACGAAUAGCCUAGACGUGACGGCUGAGACUUCGUCACUUCUUACUCUCCUGCGCUUAACGACACUGCAGCAACUCCGCAUAGUGCUGUCAAAGUUGUGGGAUCGCGCGCAGAUGGAGCAAUGGGGCGGCCAUCUCAAGACUCUGAGACAUCAGCAGAAUCAGUUGCGUGCUAUGGAUGUCGCCAUGAAGGCUCAAUUAACGGUGGAGGCAAACUAA